Molecule: messenger RNA, 1259 nt
Organism: Lolium perenne
Lineage: Eukaryota; Viridiplantae; Streptophyta; Magnoliopsida; Poales; Poaceae
Product: probable esterase PIR7A
Biological process (GO): salicylic acid metabolic process; jasmonic acid metabolic process
Molecular function (GO): methyl jasmonate esterase activity; methyl indole-3-acetate esterase activity; methyl salicylate esterase activity
Source: RefSeq, a predicted model, not a curated record
CAUCAUUGUUGCAGUGCAGUGUCGAACCCUCGCUCCACUUCAAGAAACAGGACGGUGGCAUCGUUCUCCGAGUAUAGUCACUGACGUCGCAAUCCCUCAGCGGAGGACGGAGGUGCAAUUCAAUGGAGGGGAGCAGCAGCGGCAAGCACUUCAUCCUGGUCCACGGCAUCUGCCACGGCGCCUGGUGCUGGUACAAGCUGGUGCCGAUGCUGCGCGCCGCGGGGCACCGCGUCACGGCGCUCGACCUCGCCGCGUCCGGCGCGCACCCGGCGCGCAUGGACGAGGUGUCGUCCUUCGAGGACUACUCGCGCCCGCUGCUCGACGCCGUGGCCGGCGCAGGCGAGGUCGAGAGGCUGGUCCUGGUCGGGCACAGCCUGGGCGGGCUCAGCGUCGCGCUCGCCACGGAGAGGUUCCCGCGCAAGGUCGCCGUGGCCGUAUUCCUGACCGCCGUCAUGCCGUGCGCCGGCACGCGCCUGGGUUUCACCCUGGAGGAGAUCUUGGGACGGAUCAAACCCGAUUUUUUCAUGGACAGCAAGAGGGUGGUUCUCAACACCGAUCAAGGCCCUCGAGCUGCAGUUGUUCUUGGCCCCGAAUUGUUGGCAGCUAAACUGUACGAGCGAAGCUCAGCCAAGGAUCUGGCGCUGGCCACUAUGCUGAUGAGAGUGGGCAGACAAUUCGUGGACGACCCGAUCAUGCAGGAUAAGACGCUGCUCACCGAGGUCAACUACGGGUCCGUGAAGAAGGUGUUUGUGGUAGUCAAGGCUGACGCUUGCAUGUCUGAGGAGAUGCAGCGCUGGAUGGUGGACCUGAGCCCCGGCACUAAGGCCGAGGAGAUCGCCGGAGCUGACCACAUGGCCAUGUGCUCGAGACCCAAGGAGCUCUGCGACGUUCUGCUCAGGAUCGCUAACAAGUAUGGCUGAGAAUGAAUAGUUGCCUCGAUGGUCAACAUACAUAAGAUGCUACCUUGUGUCCAUUGAUCGAGAUAUAAGACAAUAUUGGGGUUUCAUAUUUAACUGAAUCAGAAAUUGGAUUAUGUACUGUAUAUAUAUCGUGCUGCCGGCCGGCUGAGAUCUUCCGGAGAGGCACCAAGAUCGGAUUUUCUCACUGAAAACUUAGAGAAAAUUUGAUUUAUAGGAUAGAAAAAACAUAGAAAUAGAAGAAGUAUAUGAUUGGAUGUCAUGUCAUGCCUAGUUGAAUUCUAUGAGAAGAUGAAUUCUCUUUAAUUGUAUCAAAAUAAAUUUUCCCCAGGUAUGAUCUAA